Molecule: messenger RNA, 1100 nt
Organism: Hydra vulgaris (swiftwater hydra)
Lineage: Eukaryota; Metazoa; Cnidaria; Hydrozoa; Anthoathecata; Hydridae
Cellular component (GO): membrane
Source: RefSeq, a predicted model, not a curated record
UAAGUGAAAUAAAAUAUUUUGUGUUCGCUUGUUAAAUAAUAAAGAGUGAAAUAAAAUACUUAUAGUUAUUAUCAAAUAUUUUCUAAAGCGUUGAUAUUUAUUAGUAGUAAUACUGGUUUACGUUUAAAAAAAUAUUUUGCUAAGUAUAUAACCAAAUAUGCUUGCAACUUCAUUAAAAGUCUCUUUGUGGGGUAUUGGAGUAAGUCUAAUUCUAGGAUUAACUUGCUUAACAAUCGGAGCUUGUGGUAAUUCUUGGUGGAAAUCUUCUAUUUAUGACAUGGAGCAAAGCCUCAUAAGCUUCAGAAUAAGAGAAUUGAAUGUUCAAAGAAGAAACUUGUUUCAUUUCAAGUUAUAUAAUUUAGACAAUAUUUUGAUUCUGAUCAUUGUAUCGUGCAUUUUUGCAGUACUUUCGUUUAUAUGUCUUUUGGCUUUGUGUUGCUUUAAAGAUCGAAAGUCAACGUGGACUGUCGGCACCGGCAUUCUUAUAUGCCUAACUUUUAUAUCAAGUAUUUUUGGCAUUUCUGCUGUUUUGUAUGCUGAAGUAUUUACAGGAUUUUCAUGGAAAUAUUAUGAGCAUGGUUGGUCAAUUAUAACAGCAUGGACUGGAGCAGUUUUCUGCAUUUUAGCCUGGUUGCUAUCUUGUAAUGCUGGCUCUACUGGAAGACCGAAACUAAAUCAAAAAUACUUUAUCAAUGAAAGAAAAAUUUCUUCUGUUCGCGGUGAUCAAAAAGUUUUAUUUUAUUUUAAGUCAUUUCUUUUUCGAGUGAACAACAUGUUGAAUGAGUUUAAAAAAUAAACUUUUUUAUAAAAAAAACUAAGUAUAAAAUAUAAACUUGUCUUUCCUACACAUCAACUGUUUUAUCUACACUGAAUGUAAAUCUUCAUUAAAAUGAUCUUAAACCAGUUCUUUUUGAGUUAAAAACUUAUUUAAUAGUUUUGAAAGUUAAACUUUUUUUUUUUUCACUGUCAUUAUAAUAUUAACUUGCAUUUUUUGCACAACACGUCUAUUUAAUUUUUAAAAACUUUAUAAUUUUAACCCGGCAUUAAAAACUAAUUAACAUUUGUAUUUUGUAAAAUAAAUGCAUUUAAAUUUUGUUAAA